CUCCGUCGGCCUUUUCUGACUGGCGUCUAAAAUCUGUCAGAUCAGCGGACGGUCCUCACCGCUAAUACCUUAGCUCGUUUUACCACACUAAUUCACUUGACUUAGCGUCGAAUACUUGUGGAAUCGGUUUCAAUUGUUGAUUUUCGUCGCUCGGAGCUGAAGGAAAGAGUAAAUAAUGACGAGCAGCUCUAAGCGGAAAGAAGAAAGUCAUUUCGCGAACGGGGGUGUAAAACAGUCCACAUGGAGCAAAGCGUUGAACAGUAAUGCACUUUGGGACGAGAAGGAUGAGUUUUUAGAUGUCAUUUACUGGCUACGGCAACUCAUUGCAGUGAUCCUUGGUGUAAUUUGGGGUGUCGCCCCACUGAAAGGAUUUCUGGGAAUCGCCAUAUUCUGCAUCAUCAAUGCUGGCGUCCUGUAUGUAUACUUCAGCAGCUUUCAGCAGAUCGACGAGGAAGAGUAUGGCGGAACGUGGGAGCUCACCAAAGAAGGCUUCAUGACAUCUUUUGCUCUUUUUCUGGUGGUGUGGAUAAUCUUUUACACAGCCCUACAUUUCGACUGAAAGGAUUCCACAGGACACUUUAUACGAACAUUUGUGUCGGUGGUCAAGGCGCACAACAUCCAUGGCUGGGAGGUGCUGGUAUACAGUCUGACUGCUCAGCGUGCACUGCAUCAUCUGAAUAGUUUUUUGAGGAUGGACAUGAUUAAAUCGGUUAUUGAUCGGUUCCGCUUUUAAAGGGGCUCCAGGUUUCCAUUUGUCUUUCUGGUUUUCUCACACAGAUGUCAUUGUGUCUGACAACGACUGAACAACACUUAAGUCAAUGGGGAUUGGUUGUUUCCAUGGUGUGACUGAAAUGAGUCGACAUGAAAUGGGAUACAUACAGUAUGCAUUCACCACUUGCUACUGAGUCCUUUAUCUUAACUCAGAUUUGCUCUGAAUUUCUUUAAAACAAUUGGAUGCAUCAGUAUUUGUCCAGGGUCUGUCCAUAUGAAUCGAGCACAACAGUCACGUCUGUUUCAAAGUGGAUGCGUUUCUUUUGAUUCUUCUGAAGCGCAUGACAAACUAGUGUAUGCUAAAUGUGGUUUGCAGUCUGUGUUCUCCAAUACUCCUGAAGCCAAAGGGAGGAAAGACUGUUGACAGAUGUAAGAUGAAUAUCUAAUUGUCUCAUGUAUGAUUAUGACUAGUUGUGAGCGUAGAUUUGUUUCUUCACAUGUAGCUCCCUGAUCAGAGUUUUACCUCUAGUUUGAAGCUAACUUAGGCCGUUGUGUAAUUUCUCCAUUAUGAACACGUCGACGACAUUGACAUGCUCACAGUAUGUACCUCUGUUAUGUCUGGCCUGAUGUCACAUCCUGCUCAGUAUUUUCUAGUAGAGGACUUGGGUUCUCAGUUCUUGCAAAGUUAUUGAUACCGUCAGCCUGGUGUUUGAAAGGAUUGUAUUUUCUGAUCAAGUCUUUUUGGGAAUCAAUAAACAUGGGCUUCAUUUGGCCUUCAUUUUCAA
This is a messenger RNA of Doryrhamphus excisus (bluestripe pipefish), 1496 nucleotides long. It is a transcript of the gene rab5if, whose product is annotated as RAB5 interacting factor. Gene Ontology annotation, biological process: mitochondrial respirasome assembly. The record is from RefSeq and is a predicted model, not a curated record. Lineage: Eukaryota; Metazoa; Chordata; Actinopteri; Syngnathiformes; Syngnathidae.